AUGGUGGUGGUGCUGGCCCCCUUCUGCUUCAAGUGUCGCAGCUUCUUCGUCUUCGUCUUCGUCUUUGGCGGCUUUGGCAGCUUCGUCUUCGUCUUCGUCUUCGUCUUCGUCAUCGUCUUCGUCAUCGUCUUCGUCUUCGGCUUUUGCUUCGUCUUCGUCUUCGGCUUUGGCAGCUUCGUCUUCGUCUUCGUCUUCGUCAUCGUCUUCGGCUUUUGCUUCGUCUUCGUCUUCGGCUUUGGCAGCUUCGUCUUCGUCAUCGUCUUCGGCUUUUGCUUCGUCUUCGUCUUCGGCUUUGGCAGCUUCGUCUUCGUCUUCGUCAUCGUCUUCGGCUUUUGCUUCGUCUUCGUCUUCGGCUUUGGCAGCUUCGUCUUCGUCUUCGUCAUCGUCUUCGGCUUUUGCUUCGUCUUCGUCUUCGUCAUCGUCUUCGGCUUUUGCUUCGUCUUCGUCUUCGACAGCUUCGUCUUCGUCUUCGUUUUCGUCUUCAACUUUUGCUUCGUCUUCGGCUUUGGCAGCUUCGUCUUCGUCUUCGUCAUCGUCUUCGGCUUUUGCUUCGUCUUCGUCUUCGUCAUCGUCUUCGGCUUUUGCUUCGUCUUCGUCUUCGACAGCUUCGUCUUCGUCUUCGUUUUCGUCUUCAACUUUUGCUUCGUCUUCGGCUUUGGCAGCUUCGUCUUCGUCUUCGUCUUCGUCUUCGUCAUCGUCUUCGGCUUUUGCUUCGUCUUCGUCUUCGUCAUCGUCUUCGGCUUUUGCUUCGUCUUCGUCUUCGACAGCUUCGUCUUCGUCUUCGUUUUCGUCUUCAACUUUUGCUUCGUCUUCGUCUUCGGCUUUGGCUGCGGCGGCCGGAGUCUUAUUAGCCCUCUCCCUGUUACAGCCCACAACCCGGGUAAAACCCAGCACCGCCGGGGAGAAGGUGUAAGGAGCCCGGUGAAUCCCGGUGCCUCCCGGUGUCACCAGAUCCUCAGGAAGUUGAUGCUGAUACUGAAGCAGACAGACUUUAACUGCUGA
This is a messenger RNA of Limanda limanda (common dab), 1002 nucleotides long. Its product is annotated as ATP synthase subunit a-like. The coding region runs from base 1 to 1002 and encodes 333 amino acids. NCBI's taxonomy places the organism in Eukaryota, Metazoa, Chordata, Actinopteri, Pleuronectiformes, Pleuronectidae. The transcript has 2 exons. The record is from RefSeq and is a predicted model, not a curated record.